This is a messenger RNA of Penicillium longicatenatum, 1722 nucleotides long. Its product is annotated as D-arabinono-1,4-lactone oxidase. Gene Ontology annotation, molecular function: D-arabinono-1,4-lactone oxidase activity; FAD binding. Gene Ontology annotation, cellular component: mitochondrion; membrane. The transcript has a single exon. The record is from RefSeq and is a predicted model, not a curated record. Bases 1 to 1722 code for a protein of 573 amino acids. Lineage: Eukaryota; Fungi; Ascomycota; Eurotiomycetes; Eurotiales; Aspergillaceae.
AUGGACCCUUCUAUCAUUCGUGAGCUGUCGAGGCUCGACAACGCGGUUCCAUUCCGCGCGUCUACCGAUCACCUCCACUACACCUGGGCCAAGACGUUCUUCUCUCGCCCGGAGCUUUAUAUCCGCCCACAGACCAUCCCGGAAAUUCAGCAGAUGGUCACCCUCGCCCGUCGAUGUCGCCGCCGCAUAGUGACCGUCGGCAGCGGUCAUUCUCCCUCCGAUCUCACCUGCACCUCGUCCUGGCUCGUCAACCUCGAUGAUUUCAAUCGCAUUUUACACAUCGACCCCGAAACCCGGAUGGUCACCGUUGAGGCUGGUAUCCGAUUGCACGACCUCGGUCCUAAGCUGGAAGAACAAGGGUUAUCGAUGGAGAACCUGGGAAGCAUUGACAGUCAGUCCAUCGCGGGAGUGAUUGCCACAGGCACACAUGGAAGUUCUUUGCGCCACGGCCUUCUUUCGGAAUGCAUUGAAGCGCUGAGUUUGGUUCUACCCAAUGGCCAGUUAGUGCGUUGCAGCGCCACUAACAACGAAUCCCUCUUCCGCGCUGCCCUUGUUUCCCUGGGUGCGCUCGGAAUCGUCGUGGAGGUGACCUUCAAGGCGCGGCCGGCGUUCAACAUCGCCUGGCGCCAGGAGCGAUACUCGUUAUCGCAAGUGAUCAGCGAGUGGACGACCGGACUAUGGACGUCUCAUGAGUUUAUUCGUGUCUGGUGGAUGCCUUACGAGAAGGGCGCAAUCGUGUGGCGAGCCGAUCCGACCGAUCUCCCACUGCGCGCACCACCCAAAAACUUCUACGGCGAGUGGUUCGGGUACCACGUCUACCACAACCUGUUAGCUCUGUCCGAGUAUUUCCCCCGCAUUCUGCCGUGGGUGGAAUGGUUCAUCUUCGGUAUGCAGUACGGUUUCCGACCAGGCAGCACGGUCACGGAAUCAGUUGAUCCGGCGCGAACCGGUCUGCUGAUGAACUGUCUGUACUCGCAAUUUGUUAACGAGUGGGCACUCCCAUUAGAAAAGGGGCCUGAAGCGAUCAUCCGUCUCUCUGCCUGGCUGCACGGCGACAGCAAGACAGCCGGCAUCCCAUUCUCUAGUAAGGGACUCUAUGUGCAUUGUCCGAUCGAGGUGCGCGUCUCGGAUUCUUCCAAGAACCCUCGCCCUCGUCCCUACCUGGACCCGACAUGUCGCGAUGGUCCGACGCUCUACUUGAACGCGACGCUCUAUCGGCCUUAUCUUCGGGAUCCGCCGUGCCGAAGACGCUACUACGAGGCCUUUGAAUGGCUCAUGCGGGACAUGGAUGCCAAACCUCACUGGGCUAAGAACUUCGCGGUCCUCGGGUCCACGGAGCUGCACGGGUUAUACGGGCAGGAUAUGGACGAGUGGAUGAAGGUACGGCAGGAGGUUGACCCCGAAGGAAUGUUCUUAGGCGAGUGGCACCGUCGUAACCUGCCUCUCUCUACCUGGGGGGAGACUGCUGCCCGAAGCGAGUUGUCUCUCCUCGAGGGUGAGGGUGAGAGUCGCCCGGUUGGCACCCGUGGUGCGGGGGACGGGAUUGAAUGGAUAGGGGAUCGCCGAUGGCAGGAUCAGAACAAGUCAGAAACGGAGGGAAAAGUAUACGACUUCCCGCCUGACCAGCCGGCGUCUACUUCGCCGACGAGCGAGGAGAGUUUUGAUUUGCUUGCAAAGGGAGAAGCUAGUAUCAUUUUCCCCAAUGUGAAACUCGGAGAAUGA